AUGCAAAAGCUAUUUAUUGAUCAUAGUAAAACUGCGAUUACUUUACCCAGCAUGUAUCCAGACCAACAGUUAUCGAAACAAUGGAUAGACUUAUUAAUUGAAUCUCAGAAUAAUUCAUUAUUACUUGAGUAUAUUGAUCGUGUUAAUAAUGAACUUGUCACAUCGAUGACUGAUGAAAUCGAAGUUUUCUAUAAAUAUGUUUUCCAUUACAUACAUAAAAUUAUUCAACCAUUAGAUUAUUUUACUAAUAAAUUGUCUGUUUAUAUUUCAGUGUUAUCUAAUUUAUCACCAUGGGCGAUACUUGUUCAAAUGAUAUUUUUCAAUCAACCUAAUUCAAUGAGUGAACAUACUAUUCAAACAACAUCUGAAACUGUAUGGCAGGUAAGAUAA
Molecule: messenger RNA, 390 nt
Organism: Rotaria socialis
Lineage: Eukaryota; Metazoa; Rotifera; Eurotatoria; Philodinida; Philodinidae
Source: the annotation of a GenBank genome assembly